Ziziphus jujuba (common jujube) is the source of this 414-nucleotide messenger RNA. Its product is annotated as probable cysteine protease RDL6. The record is from RefSeq and is a predicted model, not a curated record. The coding region runs from base 1 to 414 and encodes 137 amino acids. NCBI's taxonomy places the organism in Eukaryota, Viridiplantae, Streptophyta, Magnoliopsida, Rosales, Rhamnaceae. Gene Ontology annotation, molecular function: cysteine-type endopeptidase activity. The transcript is spliced from 2 exons. Gene Ontology annotation, cellular component: lysosome.
AUGUUGCACAAUAAGCAGAAUCCUGAUAAUCCUAUGCAUUCCCCUUUAUCGGCCCAAGAGCUGAUAGACAACUAUCCAGGCAGUGGUCAUGUUAAUGGGCAUUUGAUUAUAAAAACAAAUGGGAUUGCAUAUGAAGAUGAUUAUCCUUGGAGAGGAGCAACCUCUGAGAAAAAGGAGGACAUUCAGCCUCUAUUUCCCGUAGUAACAUAUGAUGAUGGUAGUACUAAUCAACGUGGUCAUGCAAUGGUGAUAGUUGGUCAAGGAAAUGAGGAGUACGAUCAGUACUGGCACGUCAAAAAUAGUUCGGGUGAAGGUUGGGGUGAUGAGGGUUACGCAAGACUGUUAAAGAGUGACACAACGCCUGAGAGUGCCUUCUUUCCCGUCUACUAUCCCUUGAUCCAUGAAGAAUACUGA